Trichoderma aggressivum f. europaeum is the source of this 2103-nucleotide messenger RNA. RefSeq lists its product as uncharacterized. The record is from RefSeq and is a predicted model, not a curated record. Lineage: Eukaryota; Fungi; Ascomycota; Sordariomycetes; Hypocreales; Hypocreaceae. Bases 1 to 2103 code for a protein of 700 amino acids. The transcript has a single exon.
AUGGGAUCCAACUUCCAGGUCACUAUCCCUGCGAGCGAUCCCUCAAAAGAGAGAAACCGUCACACAGAAGCCUCACAUAUCCAAACGGCGCUCAAGGAACCACCGUCUCUCGAGUUUUUAUGUCAAGACUGCCUCAAUCUGGAUCUUUCCAACGCUUUGUCAGUCGAGGAUGCAUCCGUUUCUGUUCCCUGGGGAUACUUCAACAACUGGGCCGUUGAUGUUGGCCAUCGAUACCGAGUGACGAGAACGACGAACUGCAACCUGUGCCAAAUGCUCUUCAAAUCUCGUAUCGAUGAAGAAGAUCCUACGUUGGAUGGCGAUGCCGACUGGAUAAGAGUAGUGUCCUUUUCGAAAUUUUCUGGCUUAGCUCCGAAAAGGUCUGAGUUUUGGAACUCAAAUAACUUUCCGAUUCUAAUGCUGCUCCCCCACAAAAGCUAUGAUCUGAGCAAGAAUUACGAAAGAGUCAAGGAUCCUAUCCAAUCGUCUGGAUAUGCAGCGCUCCGGCAGCUCAACCGGCAACAGGCAGUAUCUUUAUCACUAAAGGCAAUACCUCCAGUAUUGGAUUUGGGCACAUUAAAAAAUUGGUUCGACUACUGCAACCACGAUCAUGUGUCGCUCUGUCGCCAUCCAAAGUCGGAUUUGCGUGGCACACACGUUAUUGAUUGCCAGGAGCAAUGUGUUACUGAACAUGAGCCUGGCAUGCCGUAUGUCGCCUUGAGCUACGUUUGGGGACAUCCGCAGAAGCAAACACAGGUAUUUGAUGGAAAGCGACUACCUGCUCAACUCCCAUUGCUUAUCCGAGAUGCCAUGGCGGUUACUCGGGCAAUGGGAUUCCGAUACCUAUGGGUAGACCGAUACUGCAUUGAUCAGAGCAAUCCAACAGUCAAGCAUGAGCAAAUUCGUCAGAUGGAUGUAAUAUAUAGCAGUGCUGAAGUGACUAUAAUCGCUGCGGCAGGCCAAGAUGAGAACUACGGUCUCUCAGGAAUAGGAAGAAAUCGCCCAGCAACCCAAACGGCGCAUAUUGGCGAUGUCGCAGUAGUAUGGGCACCAGGGGACCCCCAAGCAGCAAUCAAAUCAUCCAAAUGGUCUACUCGAGGCUGGACUUUUCAGGAAGCGCUCCUCAGCCGUCGCCGCCUUGUUUUUACAGAACAGCAGGUUUAUUUUGAGUGCAACGCAAUGAACAUCUAUGAGAGCCUCGACAUCCCUCUCGAUCACUUGCACAUCCUAGACAGAAGCAAAAGCUACGAGUACCUGCGACGUGGAGUUUUCGGCGGGCAUCGGGGAGCGGCAUUCGGCAGGCUCAUCUUCGAAAGCCGGGGACCGGGAGAGGCCUUCAGUCGAUAUCUGUCGAAUGUAGAAGAGUAUUCUGCCAGGAAAUUGACUUAUGCCGAGGACUCCCUGAACGCGUUUCGAGGCAUCGCGCAACAGUUUUGGUACGGGAAGCACGCAGUCCACAAUAUUUGGGGGCUUGCAUAUUACCCAACACCCCCGGAAGAACGAACAUCUAGUUUCGCGCAUUCAUUACCCUGGCAUCACAAAAAGAAUUGCUGGGACCUCUCACAGAGUCCGCGACGGCGACCGCAGUUCCCUUCCUGGUCUUGGGCAGGAUGGGAGGGCGAAGUCAGAUAUACAUUUAUCUGGUCUAAGCAGACGUUGUGGUUUCAUAAUCUGAUGAAGGCCGUUUCAUUCGAGAAUCAGAUCCAUAGUCCCAUUGGACUGGAGAUGAUCGCCCCAAGCCCUGAUGAGACUUGUAUUUUCCCGAUUGUGACACUCACCGCAGCAGUGGUUCCCCCGAAGCUCAUUUCCUUUCACCCCAAUGCAAUUUCGGACAAACACUGGCAGGUUGGAGAAUACAAGGCCGACCUGGCAUUGUCUUAUGGCUCUGUGUCUGAAGGUCAAUUUGCAACAGAUGUUCACGAUAGUCAUACAUGGCAAUGUGUGUGCAUCGGAGCGGAUCUCGGAAAAUCGUUGGUCAUGAUUUUGAAAGCAGAUGACGGUUCGGACGUGUGGGGACGGGCUGGAGUGUUUGUGAUUGAGUGCUACGAGCCCGAUAUGAAAGAUAUGAUGGAAACAUGGGAAUAUAAAUCGUUUAGAGUUGGAUAA